AUGCAAGGAGAUGCCAAAAGCGGGAAAGAGGCAGAGAGUGCUGGGAAUUUUAUGGAAGACGAGCAAUGGCUCUCAACCAUAUCGCAAUAUAGCCGCAAGAUAAAACACUGGAAUCGCUUCCGAGACGAAGUAGAGGAUGAUUAUAUUCGUACUCUGGAGGAUCCCCAAGGCUCUGAGGAAACUAAUGUGGACACAACCAAGGACCCUUGUCAGAAGGUGAGAUGCAGCCGUCACAAGGUUUGCGUUGCACAGGGUUACCAGAGAGCCGUGUGCAUCAACCGCAAGAAGCUGGAGCAUAGAAUCAGACAGGCGGGACCAAAGGCUCCUGAGAGUGUGUGUAAACCGUGUCCAGUGGCUGCCUCAGGGCCUGUGUGUGGAUCAGAUGGGCAUAACUACGCCUCACCGUGUAAACUGGAGCAGCAGGCUUGUCUCACUGGUAAGGAGUUGAGUGUGAAAUGUUCAGGACUCUGUCCCUGUGCCACUGUUGCCAGUCCUCACACAGACUCUGAGUCGAAACACGACAGCUGCACUGGCCAGGACUUGGCGGAUCUGGGUGAUCGACUCAGGGAUUGGUUCCAACUUCUCCAUAGCAACGCCAAGCAGAACAACUCCGGCAAACAGGGCUCAGGCACAGCUUCAGUGCUAGAUCACAGUUUGGUGGCCAGUUGCAAAGAUUCCAUUGGCUGGAUGUUUUCCAAGCUGGACACCAAUAGCGACCUGUAUCUGGACCAAGCUGAGCUGGCUGCCAUCAACCUAGACAAAUACGAGGUCUGCAUACGGCCUUUCUUUAACUCCUGCGACAGUUACCAGGAUGGGAAGGUGUCCACGGCUGAGUGGUGUCUCUGCUUCUGGAGAGAGAAGCCUCCUUGUCUGGCAGAAAUCGAGAGAAUUCAAGUGCAAGAGGGCUCCAGGAGGAAACCAGGUCUGUACAUCCCUAGCUGUGAUGAGGACGGUUACUACAGGAAGCUCCAGUGUGAUCAGGCUCGGGCCGAAUGCUGGUGUGUGGACCAACAUGGAGGAGAGGUCAUCGGCUCACGUAUCCAUGGCAACCCUGACUGCGACGAGCUGAUGGGAUACUCUGGAGACUUUGGCAGUGGAGUGGGUUGGGAGGAUGAGGAGGACAAAGAGACGGAGGAGAACACGGAGGAAACAGAGGAGGAGGAGGAAGAAGGAGAGCAGGGAGAGGGAGACGAUGGAGGUUAUAUUUGGUAG
Messenger RNA from Chanos chanos (milkfish), 1212 nucleotides. Its product is annotated as testican-2. Lineage: Eukaryota; Metazoa; Chordata; Actinopteri; Gonorynchiformes; Chanidae. The coding region runs from base 1 to 1212 and encodes 403 amino acids. The transcript is spliced from 12 exons. Gene Ontology annotation, biological process: anatomical structure development. Gene Ontology annotation, molecular function: calcium ion binding; extracellular matrix binding; collagen binding. The record is from RefSeq and is a predicted model, not a curated record.